AUGGCCAAGGCUUUUCUCACACUCCUCCUGGGCUCCCUCCUCGCGGGGGCAGCCCACGGUACUAAGCUCCGCAAGACGUAUAUUGUUCAGUUGAAGAAACCUGGCGUCCAGCCCGGAAAUCAGUUCGAUGCUUCCCUGGUGUCCGUCUCCGCCAGUCCCGCUGACAAGUCCUAUUCCUACACCAACGCGGCGAACGGAUACGCCGCCAAGCUCACAGUAGAACAAGCUAACGCACUGAGAAACCGGGGUGACGUCUUAUCCGUCACCCCCGAUCAGGUCUACGUCCUACACACCACCAGGACACCGGCCUUCUUGGGUCUCGACGACGCCUCGCUCCUCGGUCGCGGGCUCGAACUCGAUCCGAGCAGCUAUCUCGACGAGAGGGGCGACAGCGGGAUCAACCCCGAGUCGAACCUCAUCAUCGGCAUGAUCGACUCGGGUGUCCGGCCCGAGAACCCCAGCUUCAAUGAUUACGGCAUGCCACCCGUCCCUGCCGGCUGGAAGGGCGAGUGCGAAACCACCGUCGACUUCCCGGCCACCAGCUGCAACAAGAAGCUCAUCGGCGCGAGGGUCUUUAACAAGGGCUACGAGGCGUUCUUUUCCAACGACAGCGGCUUCUUCAACUGGACCACAGAGUCCAAGUCCCCCAGGGACGACGACGGACACGGCUCGCACACCGCGUCCACCGCAGCCGGCGCCGCCGUGCCGAACGCUGGCUUCUUUGGCCAGGCCUCCGGCACGGCUCGUGGCAUGGCUUUGCACGCCCGCCUCUCCACGUAUAAGGUCUGCGGUCUUCAGGCUUGCAUCUUAUCUGAUAUCAUCGCGGGCAUAGACAAGGCAAUCGAGGACGGUGUCAACGUCAUGUCCAUAUCUCUUGGCACCAAUUCAACACCCCAUUUCGAUGUCAUGUCAGUCGCUUCAUUCGCCGCCGCCCAGAAGGGAAUCUUUGUCUCCAUAUCUGCCGGCAACGAUGGCCCGGCAGCAGGCACUGUCGUCAACUCCGAACCCUGGGUUCUGAGCGUCGGCGCGAGCACGCUUGACCGUGAGUUCCCUUCUCAAGUCAUCCUCGGCAACGGCAAGACCUACGAAGGCGCCUCCCUCUACGUCAACGGUUCUGUGGCCGACGUCAAGCCCCUCACCCCCGGCGAGGUUCUCCCCCUCAUCCACAGCAGUCAGGCGGGCUUGGGCAAUGUCACCAGCGCGAACUUGUGCCUGGAUGGCAGCCUCGACCCCGCCAAGGUCGCCGGGAAGGUCGUUGUCUGCGUGCGUGGAGAAAACGCCAGAGUUGAAAAGGGCUUGGUAGUUAAGACCGCCGGCGGGCGCGGCAUGGUCCUCGUGAACGCCCCUAAAGACGGUGACGAGCUCAUUGCCGACGCGCACCUCCUGCCUGCCCUGCAACUCACCGCCACAGAUGGAGACGCGGUCUCGGUGUACGCAAAGAUCGGCAACGGCACAGCGAUCUUGGAAUUUAAGGGCUCUGUGUUCGGCAUUCCGGCGCCGAAGAUGGCUUCUUUCAGCGGGCGCGGUCCGAACGCUCUCCUUCCGCCGAUACUCAAGCCGGAUAUCACAGCACCCGGAGUUUCCAUUCUGGCAGCCUGGUCCCUAAAGGGACCUACCAGCCUCGAUGUAGACACCCGCAAGGUUAACCAGAAUAUCAUUUCUGGCACCAGCAUGUCAUGCCCUCACCUGAGCGGCAUCGUAACCUUCAUCAUGGGCCGCCGUCCGGGAUGGAGCCCAGCCGCCGUCCGCUCAGCCAUCAUGACAACCGCCUACACCACCACCAAGGGCACCAAUUCGCCCCUCGUGGACUCUCACGAUAAUACCCCCGCCACUCCUUUUGCUUACGGAAGCGGCCACGUGAACCCCAUGGCCGCCCUUAACCCGGGCCUUAUCUACGACAUCGCCCCCGCCGACUACCUUGACUCCCUCUGCGCCAUUGACCCAGAGCCCAGCUUCGUGCAAGCAUUCGCUGGGAACAACUUCACCUGCGCGUCCAACAAGACGUACAGCCUCUACAACCUCAACUACCCGUCCUUCUCCGCCGCCUACGGCAUCGACACCGCCCCCGCCUCGGAUGGGUCCUACACCGCUACCUUCAAGCGCAUUUUGACGAACGUCGGGGGUGCUAGCACGUACAAGGCCCAAAUCUCGCUCAACGACACCGGCUCGGUCAAGGCCUCUGUGGAACCCGAGACUCUCACCUUCAAGGCGGCCGGGGAGAAGAAGACGUUCAAGCUGACGGUCAAGAUGAGCUCCCCGCCCAAGCCCGACGCUUUGUCCUCGGGCCGACUUGUGUGGUCUGACGGAAACCACGUUGUGAGCAGCGCCUUGGCGUUUGCGUGGGGCAUACCGGAUUCAGGUGACGCCUAG
Molecule: messenger RNA, 2370 nt
Organism: Colletotrichum orchidophilum
Lineage: Eukaryota; Fungi; Ascomycota; Sordariomycetes; Glomerellales; Glomerellaceae
Product: PA domain-containing protein
Exons: 3
Coding region: 1-2370 (789 amino acids)
Biological process (GO): proteolysis
Molecular function (GO): serine-type endopeptidase activity
Source: RefSeq, a predicted model, not a curated record